AUGGCGAUGGGAAAUAUGUACAACAGUUUCCCGUCUUUAACCUCAACUCUAGCUUAUACAGUUUCUCAUUCGUCUGUUGUACCUUCUACAAGUACAGUUACCACCGUAACGCUAACGACAAAGACGGAGCCUAUAAGGCCGCCAUCAACAAAUGUUAAAGAUUCUUAUUACGAACUCUACCCGACUGACAGCAACAACGAUGCAGAAACAUGCUCCUCAGCUUUGUCAAAUGCAAGCCCUCGAAGUCAAGAUGAGCAGGCUUUAUUAGGGUCGUUUUCUGGAGACAGAUGUGUGGAUAUUGAAGAACAAGAAAAGCGAAAGCUGGAACGAAAGAGAGCGCGAAACCGAUUAGCAGCUACAAAAUGUAGACAGAGGAAAAUUCAAAAAAUUCAUGAUUUAGAAAAAGAAGUAAUUUCUUGA
Enterobius vermicularis (human pinworm) is the source of this 420-nucleotide messenger RNA. NCBI's taxonomy places the organism in Eukaryota, Metazoa, Nematoda, Chromadorea, Rhabditida, Oxyuridae. The record is from the annotation of a GenBank genome assembly.